This is a messenger RNA of Drosophila eugracilis, 2356 nucleotides long. RefSeq lists its product as uncharacterized. The transcript has 4 exons. The record is from RefSeq and is a predicted model, not a curated record. NCBI's taxonomy places the organism in Eukaryota, Metazoa, Arthropoda, Insecta, Diptera, Drosophilidae. Gene Ontology annotation, biological process: regulation of synaptic transmission, cholinergic; positive regulation of voltage-gated potassium channel activity; sleep. The coding region runs from base 332 to 799 and encodes 155 amino acids.
GGAGCUCUCAGAAAGAAUUUCACCGUGUUUGGGGUUGCAUCGCGUCGCGUGACCGCAUCAAAGUCCACAAAAUAUAAUAAGGAAACCCUUGGCCCAUAAUAUCGACCAUUGUGAGUCCGAAUUCGAUUGUGUUGGCGACUGAAAAAAAGGCUAACAUGCUAAUUUAGCAUCGAAUCAGUUCGCAAAACAAUUCCAACGAAAGCGAAAUCCGUUGAGCCAGCAAACAAAUUGUUGCUCCAGCCGCCGGGCAAAGAAGCGUGGAUACAUAAAAAAAUAAAAAUAACAAGCAUAGCAUAAAUAAUUAAUUCCAAUAAACCCAAAUACAUACAAAAUGUCGCCAUUCAUGGAGAAGACGUUGUUGUUGUUAGGCGUGCUCUGCUGCAUACAAGUGACCACUGCCCUGAUGUGCUAUGACUGCAAUAGCGAGUUCGAUCCCCGCUGCGGCGAUCCCUUCGAACCGUACUCCAUUGGCGAGGUGAACUGCAGCAAACAGGAGCCCUUGGAGCACCUGAAGGACAAGUACAAGCCCACCCUUUGCCGCAAAACCGUUCAAAAGAUUUACGGGAAGACCCGGAUCGUGCGUGGCUGCGGAUAUAUACCAGACGAACACACCGACAGCAAGUGUGUGAGACGCUCGGGAACCCACGAUGUGGCCGCCAUCUACUGCUCCUGCACCAAGGAUCUGUGCAACGGGGCCGACUCACCUGUUGCCAAGUGGAUGAUGCUGCCCCUCGUCUUCUCCGCCGGAUUGGCGCUCCUGCUGAACUCGAGGCACACAAUACGAUUCCAGAGCUCGUAAAUUGAGCCCGAACUAGCAUUUCACUGAGUUCACUUUUAACUUAUUGUUUCGAACUUUGUUGGUUUUUCGUUUCAAAACUGCAGUUGAUGCUCAUUUAGUUGCAUAAUUUAUUUUAAUAUAUAUCAUUUAAUGUGUUCGUAAGCGUAAAAAUAAUAAGAAUAAUAUGGAAAUUAAAUUACCUUAUGGGUUCACUCAACACAUUAUAUAAACAAAAUAACGAGAUGGUAACACACACUUUUGGGGGCAGUAAUAAAUGAACGUUUUUUAAGCCUUUGUUCGAAAUUCAUUUUGAAAAUACAGAAAAACUGCCAGUAAAUGUCUCCGCCUAAAACAAAAUUCAACCGUCGACCCCGAAAAAGAAAACCUAAAUAAACAAUACAGAUGAUCGCUAAUCUAAUAUAAGUCAUAAUCCACAGAAAAGUAAGCCAAUGAUGUAGAAAAACCUGUCCUAUUCUGGGUAAGAUUAACCGUCUUUUAAUGAGAUUAGUAAAAAGCUAAAAGGGUUUUCUUAUUCAUGGCUUAUGGUUUUUGAUUCAAAACUAUAGUAAAGUUCCCUCUAAAAAUUUUUAUUUACUUUUAAUUAUUUUAGCAAUUUUUUAUUUAGUUUAUUAAUGAGUUAAUCCUCAAGGGGUGAAGGCCCUUCGAAAACCUGUGAGUGCAAAUUUUAAAGAUGAACAUCUAUCUUUAUGGGAAAUAACUUGCAAUAAUAAGGACUUUCCAUUAUUUUCAUAUAAUUAUCUUUUAUUUUAAAUUCCAAGUUUAAGGGGCUUGAGUUAAUACCAUUAAACUUUUUUUAAAUCCAAACUUAUACUUUGACAAAAAGUUGAAAUACACAAAAUUAGAUCAGUUUUUAUGUAAUUUAAACCCAUAAAUGGGGAAGGGCCAACCUCAAAGGCAAACCCUUCAUGAUAACAGUUAGUGCAAAUUCUAAGGAUGAACAUCGAUCUUUACGGCAAAGAAUUUGCAAUAAUUGUUAUACAAAACCCAUUGAAAAACCGAAACCGAAAAUCAAUUUUCCAAAAAUAAGUGAAACGUAUUCAAAAUUUAUACGAAGUAAAUAAAUGAAAGAAAGCCUAUCUGGAAAACAAAAAGAGAAUCCAUAAAAUAUUAAAUACGAAAAGAGAAAAAUCAAUUUUGUCCAUUAAUAAGCUUGAUACGAAAAGUAAACCAAACUAAACGGCCAUGAUCCCGAUGACAUUUCCAAAGGAUUUCCGAGUGGAAGUGGAGUUGCUAACAUGGCUGAUAAUGACAUAAAUCUUCCUAAUACUUUAGACGGAAAUUGCAUAAACAUUUUGAUUUGUGUCCCCAAUGAGCAAAACUAACACAAAACCAAGGUACAGUCAACACAAAGCAUGGCAAGAUAUUAAUAAACAGAAACACUAGCCAACAUAUAAAAACAAAACCAGUUACAAACACAUCAUUUUGUGUAGAAAAAAAAAAAGAUAUAUAUAUAUAUAUAUACACAUGAAAAAUUGCAUAAAUUAUAUAACAUUAUAUUUAUUUAGUUAAAUAUUAUUAAGAAUUAUACGGAAAGAUAAUAAGAUAAAGAGACACAGA